Triticum turgidum subsp. durum (durum wheat) is the source of this 657-nucleotide messenger RNA. Lineage: Eukaryota; Viridiplantae; Streptophyta; Magnoliopsida; Poales; Poaceae. The record is from the annotation of a GenBank genome assembly.
AUGUCAGGGAGCACCAUGGCUGGCGCGCCGGCCACGCCGGAAGGCGCCGGGGAUCCGUACGAGCGGCAGCUGAACUACAGCUUCACUGGGCGCGUCGCGCUCACCGUCGUCUUCGUCCUCUUCGGGCUCACCGUCGCCAUCGUCGUCAUGCGCGUCCUGCUGUACGUGCUGGUGUAUCGCUCUGGCCGAGGCGGAGGCCGCGGCAGCGGCGGCCUGGCCGCUGGCAUCUUCCGGUCCAUCAACUCGUUCGGAAGGAUCGGCAGCCGGCGGCACGGGCUGGACGCGUCCGCGCUCUCCGCGCUGCCGGUCACCGUGCACCGGAAGGAGGCCGGCUCCACCAGCGCCGCUGGGGCCGACUGCGCCGUGUGCCUGUCGGAGCUCGCGGACGGAGACGCGGUGCGGCAGCUGCCGAACUGUGGGCACGUAUUCCACGUGGAGUGCGUCGACGCAUGGCUGCGCACCAGGACGACGUGCCCUCUCUGCCGGACGGAGGCGGAGCUGUCCCAGGGCCGGGGGGACGGCAAGGCGGAGGCGGCUGCGCAGUCGUCGUCGUCGGGCACGGAGCCGCCGCAACCGACGUUGCUUGGUGCAGGAGGAACCUUGAUAGUGACCGUACAAGGUGGCUUCACGGAUACCCAGAGAGACGUGCGCGGGUAA